Messenger RNA from Aureobasidium uvarum, 777 nucleotides. The record is from the annotation of a GenBank genome assembly. Lineage: Eukaryota; Fungi; Ascomycota; Dothideomycetes; Dothideales; Saccotheciaceae.
AUGGGUCUCAUCUCUUGGCUGAUCACACAUCUUGCUCCUGUCUUCCUCGCAACGUCGCCUGUGACCAGUUAUGCCGAUCAGAUCUAUUCUAUCCAUCGUACGAGGUCCUCAGCCGGGUUCUCCCUCGACAUUCCUCUCAUUAUGCUGGUAGCGUCAAUCUUGAAUGGGUCACAGNNACUAUACUAUUGGCUUGGAGCGCGCUUUGAUCUAUCUCUUCUCUUGCAAGCUGGUUUGAUGGUUAUGGUCCAACUUGUCCUCCUGCGAGUUGCUUUGCAGAACCGUCCGCUCGCCAGUGCUGCCAACAACAUCCAUCAGCCAUUUGCAGGAUCUAGAGAAGGUGAUACUCACAUCAAGCGUCCUUUCGACUUCUGGCAAUGGAAGCAAGCAAAACCAUACUGGAUGUUCCUGGCGUACUUCAGCGCAACCUUAUUGGUUCUUCAAAUCCUGUUCGGCCGCAUGGAUUCCUACGUCGCGCUUCAAGGUUACGUGGCUUUGGGGAUUGAAGCUACGUUGCCCCUNCCCCAGAUCAUGUCGAACCAGAAAAACCGCAGCUGCAAAGGCUUCCGUCUGAGUGUUCUCGCAAACUGGCUGCUGGGUGAUGCCAUGAAGAUGUCUUUCUUCUUCCUUGCUGAGAGCACGAUCCCUUGGUCGUUCAAGCUCUGCGGUAUCUUCCAGGCAUGCUGCGAUUCGUACCUUGGAGUACAGUACCUGAUGUUCGGUGAGGGACCCGUGGACAGCAUCGAUGGUCUGGCAAAAGAGAUGAAGAAUUUGAGUUGA